This is a messenger RNA of Entelurus aequoreus (snake pipefish), 7241 nucleotides long. Its product is annotated as zinc finger protein 84-like. Gene Ontology annotation, cellular component: nucleus. Gene Ontology annotation, molecular function: DNA-binding transcription activator activity, RNA polymerase II-specific; RNA polymerase II cis-regulatory region sequence-specific DNA binding. The record is from RefSeq and is a predicted model, not a curated record. The transcript has 2 exons. Gene Ontology annotation, biological process: regulation of transcription by RNA polymerase II. The coding region runs from base 314 to 2242 and encodes 642 amino acids. NCBI's taxonomy places the organism in Eukaryota, Metazoa, Chordata, Actinopteri, Syngnathiformes, Syngnathidae.
CCAGCAGCUGAUCGGUAAUCCAGAAGAAGUUUCCCCUCAGUUAGGGGGGAGCUCCACUUUGAAGCAGGAGACUCCACAACCACCCUGCAUUAAAAAGGAAGAGGAGGAACUCUGCAUCACUCAGGAGGGAGAGUGUCUUCUAGGACGAGAGGAAGCUGAUUACACCAAGUUUCCACUGAGUAUUCUCUCUGUGAAGACUGAAGAUGAUGAAGAGAAACCACAAGUAGACAACCUCUUAGCUCCACUAUCAGAUAGUGAGGCUGAAGACGAGAUUGAAGUAACUUUGAGCAGCGAUACAGACUGUGAAGGUGAUAUGAGGACUCACACUGACAACAAACACUCUGAAUGCUCUACAAAGAAGAGAGGUAAAACAUGUUUGAGCUGCUCGGUUUGUGCUAAAAGUUUUACUAAAAAGAGCAGUUUGACUCUACACAUGAGAACACACACAGGUAAAAAACCCUUUAAUUGUUCAGUUUGUGGCAACAGCUUUUCUGGAAAUGGCUCAUUGACUCAACACAUGAGAACACACGCAGGUGAAAAAACAUUUAAUUGUUCAGUUUGUGGCAACAGCUUUUCUCAAAAUAAAAAGUUGACUCGACACAUGAGAACACACACAGGUGAAAAACCCUUUAAUUGUUCAGUUUGUGACAAAAGCUUUUUUAAUAAGAGCAUUUUGACUCAACACAUUAGAACACACACAGGUGAAAAACCCUUUAAUUGUUCAGUUUGUGGCAAAAGCUUUUCUCAAAAUAGCAAUUUGACUCAACACAUGAGAACGCACACAGGUGAAAAAACAUUUAAGUGUUCAGUUUGUGGCAAACGCUUUUUUAAUAAGAGCAUUCUGACUCAACACAUGAGAACACACACAGGUGAAAAACCCUUUAAUUGUUCAGUUUGUGGCAACAGCUUUUCUAUUAAGAGCAUUUUGACUGGACACAUGAGAACACACACAGGUGAAAAAACAUUAAAGUGUUCAGUUUGUGGCAAAAGCUUUUAUUUUAAGAGCAUUUUGACUAAACACAUGAGAACACACACAGGUGAAAAACCCUUUAAUUGUUCAGUUUGUGGCAACAGCUUUUCUCAAACUAGCAAGUUGACUCAACACAUGAGAACACACACAGGUGAAAAAACAUUUAAGUGUUCAGUUUGUGGCAAAAGCUUUACUAUUAAGAGCAUUUUAACUCAACACAUGAGAACACACACAGGUGAAAAACCAUUUAGUUGUUCAGUUUGUGGCAAAAGCUUUUCUAUUAAGAGCAAUUUGACUCCACACAUGAGAACACACACAGGUGAAAAAACAUUUAAGUGUUCAGUUUGUAGCAAAAGCUUUUCUUUUAAGAGCAGUUUGACUAAACACAUGAGAACACACACAGGUGAAAAACCCUUUAAUUGUUCAGUUUGUGGCAACAGCUUUUCCCAAAAUAGCCAUUUGACUCAACACAUGAGAACACACACAGGUGAAAAAACAUUUAAGUGUUCAGUUUGUGGCAAAAGCUUUUCUUUUAAGAGCAGUUUGACUAAACACAUGAGAACACACACAGGUGAAAAACCCUUUAAUUGUUCAGUUUGUGGCAACAGCUUUUCUCAAAAUAGCCAUUUGACUCGACACAUGAGAACACACACAGGAGAAAAAACAUUUACCUGUUCGGUUUGUGGCAAAAGCUUUCCUCAUAACAGCUCUUUGUGGCGACACAUGAGAACACACGCUGGAGAAAAACCAUUUAGUUGUUCAGUGUGCUGUAAAAGUUUUACUAAAAAGAGCAGUUUGACUCAACACAUGAGAACACACACAGGUGAAAAACCCUUUAAUUGUUCAGUUUGUGGCAAAAGCUUUUCUCAAAAUGGCAAUUUGACUGAACACAUGAGAACACACACAGGUGAAAAUACAUUUAAUUGUUCAGUUUGUGGCAACAGCUUUAAUCAUAACAGCUCUUUGUGUCGACACAUGAGAACACACAUUGGAGAAAAAACAUUUAAUUGUUCAGUUUGUGGCAACAGCUUUCAUCAUAUUAGCUCUUUGUGGCGACACAUGAGAACACACGCUGGAGAAAAAACAUUUAAUUGUUCAGUUUGUGGCAAAAAUUUUAAUCAUAACAUGUCUUUGUGGCGACACAUGAGAACACACACAGGAGAAAAAACAUUUAACUGUUCAGUUUGCGGCAAAAGCUUUCGUCAUAACAGCUCUUUGUGGCGACACAUGAGAACACACGCUGGAGAAAAACCAUUUAGUUGUUCAGUGUGAUGUAAAAGGUUCCCACAUAAUGCAGACGCAGUAAAACACAUAAGAACACACAAGGGAAAAUAACCUAUUAGCUGUUUAGUUUGUGGUAUGUUGCUCAUAUGUGGUGACAUCCACCCUACCCAGGACCUCCUCACUGCUUCUUUCACAAAUGUCUGAGGUAUUCAUACAAACUUGGAUUAUUUGGAGCAUAAUCUUAUCCACUCAUGACUCCAUGUCUUCUCUGUAUCUGAAACCUUGCUGAACAGUAAAAUAGAUUAUGCUUCAAGUGCUUGGUUACUCCUUCUUCAGUCCAGGGACCUGGGGCCUCAUGUGGACUAGGCUCAGUGCAAGUUGUUUUACUCUGUCCUCCACCCUGAGCCAGCCCACUUUGGAGAAGUGGGUAGGAGUGAGGUGGGAUCUGGGGUGGAGGUCUAGAAGUAAUCUGACUAGCUUGUUCUGGGAUGUUUGGAGUCUAGAUUUGAGGGUUGACUUUCUUAAGGUCGAUGUGGGACCCAAAUAGGAUGGAUUCUGUUUUACCCAAGUGUAUGUAUAGCUUGUUGUCAGCGAGCCAGGUGCAAGUUCUACAGAGUUCAGCACUGAGGAUUUUCUCCACCUGUGACUUGUCCCUGUCUGAUACCAGCAGGGCAGAGUCAUCCGCAAACAAGAACAAUUCACAGUCGCAUGCCGAUGACAAGUUGUUUAUGUAUAUUAGGAACAGUAAAGGCCCCAAUAUACUGCCUUGGGGGACUCCACAGCUCACCGAGAGGGGGGGGAACACGGUGCCGUUCACCUCUACCACCUGCUCCUUCCCCUCCAAGUAAGAUUGCAUCCAGCUCCAUGAGGUUUUGUUAAAUCCGAAUGCUCUGAGCUUAUCCAACAGUAUAGCGUGGUUAACGGUGUCAAAGGCCUUCUGAAGGUCCAGCGUGACCAUGCCGCAGUAUUUGCCCGCGUCCACCUCAUGUUUGAUGUGGUCGCUCAGAUAGAGAAGGCAUGUGUCAGUGGAGUGGUUAGUUCUGAAGCCGGAUUGGAAUUUGUACAUGAGUUUAUUAGUGGCAAGGUAACUAUCGACCUGUUCAUAAACUAUUUUCUCCAUUACUUUCGAAAUGGAACUGAGAAUAGAAACAGGUCGGUAGUUGCCAGGUUCCUAUUUGCUUACUUUUUUAAAGAUGGGAGUUACUCUUGCUAUCUUAAAAUCUUUUGGUACUUGGCCUUGUGUAAUUGAGAGGUUUAUUAUGUGCCUGAUGAUCGGGGCAAUGAUGGAGGCAGAGUCCCUGAGGAAUCUGGAGGGGAUAUUAUCAAGGCCGGCGGCCUUGUUUGGGUGGAGCGCGCUCAAUUUUUUAAACACCUCAUCAGCUGUGACCAUUUCUAAUUUGAAAUCAUUGUUGGAUACUCCUAGCUUUCUGUAGAAGGCUUUAAUGUGUUCUACACCAAAGCGACCAGAGUGGUAGGACAGCUUGUUGACAAAAGUUGCGGCUAUGCUGGUGAAAAAGAUGUUAAGGCUGCUUGCUACCUCCAUUUUGUCUGUAAUGAGGGAGUCUCCCUCCUUGAUGCUGAUGUUGGUGAGUCUGGUUUUAAGUUUCUGGCUGCAACCGGGAAGCUGGUUGUUGAGAAUUUUCCAGAGCUCACGUGGCUUAUUUGUGUUUUCCUCUAUUUUGUCGUUAAUGUGAUUUUUUUUUAAGGAUUUAGUCAGGUUUGUUGACUUAUUUCUUAAUUUAUUGCAUUGCUUUUUGAGAGUUGAAAGGAGUGAUUUGAGGUUGAUAUUAUUGGGUUGUUUAUCUACUUCUGUUUUACACUUUUGGUUUUCGGAGUAUUUUCUGUCUCUGUCUUUUAUGGCAGCUAAUAGGUCCGGAUUCAUCCAUGGUUCCGAGCGGGCUUUGAUCCUGACUGUUUUCACAGGAGCCAUGUCAUUUAGUAUCUUUAGGAACGCUGUUUUGAAGCGAUCCCAAGCAACAUCGACCAGGUUGCUCACGAGCACAGGGGACCAGUCCCACUCAUCUAAUUUUAAAUUGAAAUUAUCACUGGAGUAUUUUUUAAGGGAUCUGGAUUGGGCUGUUAUGUGGCCAUUGGCUUUGGGUUUAGCUAUUUUGCGGGUGCAGAAGGUUAGAUAGUGGUCGCUAAGACCACAGAUCAUGACCCCACAAUUUUUUAUUUUAGGUCGGUCUGAAGUGAGAAUGAGAUCUAUAACCAUAGAUCUCAUGGGUGUGUGAUUGGGUGGAAUCACACACCCUUGUAGGUAGUGCUAUUAGCUGGGAAAGACCGUGUAGAUUACAAAACUAGCUGUAGGGUCUGAGAACAGGCGCAUCUCUGCGUUGAAUAUCUGUGUUCAGAUCCCCAGUUAUAAUUUUCUCCACCUUGUCUGCCGCAGCCAAGCACUCCUCCAGAGCCCCAUAGAAAUCACUCUGAUUAGGGGGUCUGUAAACAGUCCCUAUUGGUACCGGCUUAGCGUUUUUAAAUUUGAUUUCCACCCACACAGAUUCCAGGUCAUUGUGGUUAAGAUCAGUGCGAGUUAUGUAUUUCAUAUAUUGGUGAAUAUACAUACAAACGCCCCCACCGUGUUUAUUCCUGUCCUUUCUGAUAACCGAAAAGUUUUCUAUUUCUAUCUCUGAGUCAGAAAUACUUUGAUCAAAUUUGGUUUCAGAGAAACACAGGAUUUUUACCUUCGUGUUGAGGAACAUUUCUCUGAUUUGGUCGAGUUUGGUUCCAGAGAGGCUGUUCACAUUAAGGUGGAUGAUGUGUAGUCCACUGGAACCAAAAAGAGCAUCAGACUCCGAUGUGUAGUGGUACUGUCCAGAAAAGCUGUUGGUUGUGGUUGGGGGUGGGGGGCGUGGUUAAGGCAAGGCAAGGCAACUUUAUUUGUAUAGCGCUUUUCAUACACAAGGCAGACUCAAAGUGCUUCACAGACAACAAAGUGAAAUGAAAGAAAAUAAAAGCAAAAUUAAAAUGCAGACAAUAAAAAUAAAAACAGUGCAGACGUUAAAAGUUAAAAGAUUUAGCUGAAAGCUAAGGUGAACAUAAAAGUCUUCAGUCUAGUUUUAAAAGUAGUCAGAGUUGGGGAGAGUCUGACAUCUUCAGGAAGUUUAUUCCAGCUAUUUGUUGCAUAGUGACUGAAUGAUGCUCUCCCUUGAUUUGAGUUUACUCUUGGAACCGCUAACAGAUUGGUCUCAGAAGAUCUUAGUGAUCUAGAGGGCUUAUAUAGUGGGAGCAUAUCAGUGAUAUACUUGGGCCCUAGACCAUGUAGUGAUUUAUAUGUGAGCUGGAGGAUUUUGAAAUCAAUUCUCUGAUGUACAGGGAGCCAAUGUAAGGAUUUAAGAAUUGGUGUAAUGUGCUCACAUUUUUUGGUCUUUGUUAGAACUCUAGCAGCAGCGUUCUGAACAAGCUGUAGCUGCCUCACAGUUUUUUUGGGAAGACCUGCAAGGAGACCAUUACAAUAGUCUAGCCUACUGGUAAUAAAGGCAUGUACAAGUUUUUCAAAGUCUUGAGCUGACAUGAGCCCUCUAAGUCUUUUUACAUUUUUGAGGUGAUAGUAGGCUGAUUUUGUUACUGAUUUGAUGUGACUGUCGAAAUGUAAAUCCGAAUCUAAAAUAACCCCAAGAUUUCUGGCUUUAUUUGAGGUUUUCAGGGACAGUGAUUGAAGGUGUUGGACGACUUUAAACCUUUCUUUUUUAGCACCAAAAACAAUUAUCUCAGUUUUAUCUUCAUUUAGUUGUAGGAAAUGUUGGCACAUCCAGUGUUUGACUUGCUCAAUGCACUGGCACAGAACAUCUAUGGGGCGAUAGUCAUUUGGUGAUAGCGCUACAUAGAUUUGGGUGUCAUCGGCAUAGCAAUGAUGGUCAAUGUUAUUAUUUUGCAUGAUUUGUCCUAGUGGGAGCAUAUAGAUGUUAAAUAAAGUCGGCCCCAAGAUUGAACCUUGGGGGACUCCACACGUUACGUUGGUUGGUUCUGAUACAAAGUCACCAAUGGAAACAAAAUAGUUCCUAUCUUGUAGAUAUGACUUGAACCAGCUUAAAACUGUGCCUGAGAUCCCCACCCAGUUUUCCAACCUGUCCAAAAGUAUUGAGUGGUCGACAGUGUCAAAUGCAGCACUGAGGUCCAAAAGCAUUAAUACUGAAGUUUUGCCAGAGUCUGUGUUUAGACGGAUGUCAUUUAUAACUUUAAGAAGGGCCGUCUCUGUGCUAUGAAGAGGUCGAAAUCCUGACUGGAAGUUGUUGUGGCAGCCAGUAGAAGCCAAGAAGUGAUUUAGUUGUUGGAGGACAACAUUCUCAAUUAUUUUACUUAUGAAUGGUAGAUUGUAAAUUGGUCUGUAGUUGUUGAUAACAGAGGCAUCUAGGCUCUGCUUAUUUAGAAGAGGUUUAAUGACUGCAGUUUUGUUUUUGUUUGUAUAGUAUUGUUCUUGUAUUAUAUUGUUUAUGUUGAAUGUGGAGUGAGUGAGAGAGGUUGGGAUAUAAUAAGCAUCUGCUUCAUCCAACCCCUUUUCAAGCCUUGCAUAAAUGUCUCUGCCAAAAUGUAAAAAAAAAAUGUUUUGUUGUACUGUGCAGGUUUGGAAUAAAUAAUUCAAUUCAAUAUAUAUAUAUAUUUAUCCUAUUAUACAUAUAAAUACUUGAAUUUCAGUGUCCCGGAGGCUAUCCAGUAGAUGGCAGUAUUGUCCUGUUUAAGAGUGUCACAACAUUGCUGUUUACGGCAGACGAACUGCUUUACGGUAGACAAAAACGUUACUGCUGUUGGUGUGUGUUGUUACCGCGCUGGGAGGACGUUAAUGAAACUGCCUAACAAUAAACCCACAUAAGAAACCAAGAACUCGCCCUCAAUCAUUCUACAGUUAUAACGUGAUUGGGCAGGCACGCUGUUUAUAUCGUGGGAAAGCGGACGUGAAAACAGACUGUCGCCGCUGUCCCCACUCAGGUCCGCAUGGAGCUGGAGGGGGCGUGGCCUCCAGCUCCGGCUGAAUUCCGGGAGAUUUUCGGGAGAAAAUUUCUUCCGGGAGGUUUUCGGGAGAGGCGCUGAAUUCCGGGAGUCUCCUGGA